This is a messenger RNA of Rhagoletis zephyria (snowberry fruit fly), 4720 nucleotides long. It is a transcript of the gene rols, whose product is annotated as zinc-RING finger and ankyrin repeat domain-containing protein rolling pebbles. The record is from RefSeq and is a predicted model, not a curated record. Gene Ontology annotation, molecular function: protein binding. Lineage: Eukaryota; Metazoa; Arthropoda; Insecta; Diptera; Tephritidae.
CAUAACCGGCAGGAGUCCAUAUCCCCGGAAUAUCAUCGCUAUGCAAGCAUUGGUAAGUUGCCAAAAGCGGUGGCGGCAGCAGCAGCGCAAGCAACAUAUACCGUUACGGCGGACAUACACCACACCAGCAAUAACAGCAGCAACAACAAAAACAAUAUUAUCAGCAACAACAACACCAUUAGCAGCAGCAGCAGCAAUAGCAAUACCGUCAGCAGCACGGCGAGCAGCAGCAAUAACAACGGUCACAAUAAUAUUAGCAAUAACCAACAUUACAGCAACAACAACAACAACAACCACACAACACACCAGUCUCAACAGCCACACUACGCCGGCGAUGCAAUCAAUGCAUCUUCAUUUGCCACACCACCGACACGACGACGUUUCUUUAAUCACAAGAAUUUGCGCAGCGCUUUGACCGGACACCGUCGCACCGCAUCGAGUGGUGGUGUUGGCGGCGGUUGUGGUGUGCCAACAGAUGCCGCCGCAGCGAUACUCGUCGAUGGCGAUGACGAUCACGUGCUAACUCCUGCCGAGAAGCAAAAGGAUCAACUGCGCGCCCGGCUCGGUCUGCUGCUGGACAGCGAUCAGAAUGGAAAUACGAACACCACGACCAGCAGCAGCUCCUCACAGAACAUCAGCCCCGAACAGACGCUAUCGAAUGGUUGCGCCAACGCAUUUGGCUCUCAACUCUCCGUGAUCACCAAGGAUGACACACUCAGCUUGGCUGGCAAGUUGAAUGCGUUGUCCGUAUCCACAGAUAACAGUGAUGUAUUUCCUGUGAAGGCGCGCAAAUCGGGCAUACGACGUUCGGCACGCACCGGUCAAGUAGGCAGUGGCGCGGGUAAGCGUAAUGCCAUUUACAAGCCAGCGGCCACUGUUCCACCAGUGCAACUUGCUUUGAAGCCGCUCUUCUUUGAGGUACCAUUACCCGAACCAGAUCCACCAUUUAUUGGACGUCAGUGGCUUCUGCGCGAACUCUCCAACAUACUCACCGGCACCGAGACGCCAGGUGUGCUGAUCAAUGGCAAUCCAGGUACGGGAAAAACGGCGCUAAUUUUGCAGUUGGUGGAGUAUUCGUGUUUUGGACGCCGCAAGAACAGUAAAGAAGACAGCGAUCCAGAUGGCAUAUAUUGUCCCAUCAAUAUCGGCCACGAUCGCAUACGGGCUUUGGCUUCGCACAUUGUCGGCUAUCACUUCUGUCAGGCCGAUUCGAAUCUGACUUGCUUGGUGCCGGACUUUGUACACUCGCUAGCUGCACAGCUAUGUCAAGCUCCACAGCUGGAGGCAUAUCGCGAGUAUCUUCUCAGCGAGCCGCAUCUGCAGGAUAUAUUAAGUGUGAAGGAGUGCAUUGCCGAUGCUGAGCGCGUGAUGCGCAUGGCCAUUUUAGAGCCGUUAAUUGUGCUAAAACGCGCUGGAAAGAUACCAACAAAGACAUGCGUUAUACUCGUCGAUGCGCUGUGUGAGGCGGAGUACCAUCGCCCCGAUCAUGGAAACACAAUCGCUACUUUUCUUGCCAAGAUGACGCAACACUUUCCGUCGUGGUUGAAGGUCGUUGCCACGGUGCGCACGCAGAUGUUGGAAUUCGUCAAAGGUUUGUCGUACACAAAAAUGACGCUAGACAGCUGGGCCUCGAACGAUCUGCUGCAGAAAGAUAUGCUAGACUACAUCACAUUCCGUGUGAACCACAGCGUGGAAAUACAGAGCAAUAUUGGUGCUAUAAAAGAUCACAGCAGCGGACAGCUCAAAUUCAUAGGGCACCUGCAGGCGCUGACGAAGGGCUCGAUGCUGUACGCCAAGCUCAUUCUCGAUCUCAUUGAGCGCGGCCAAUUAGUGAUCAAGUCGACCAGCUACAAAGUCCUGCCCGUGAGCUUGGCGCAGAUCUUCCUCUUGCAUUUUAACUUGCGUUUCCCCACCAACAGCAGCUUUGAAAAGGCCGCACCCAUACUCAACGUGUGUCUGGCUGCGCUCUAUCCGCUCACUUUGAACGAGAUCUACUACACCAUUAGCGCCAUGAAAACAGACGAGGUGCUGAGUUGGGAUGAGUUUUUGCAGCGCUUUAAACUGCUGGAUGGCUUUCUCAUACGCCGCAUUGAUAACACUUACAUGUUCUUCCACUCCUACUUUCGCGAGUGGUUAAUCAGGCGCGACGAGGGUGAAUCCUCGAAAUUCCUCUGUGAUUUUCGACUCGGACAUGCAGCCCUUGCAUUUCGGUUGUCGCGCAUGCAGGCGCCACUCGAUCCCGAGCAGACGAUGGAACUGGGCCAUCACAUGCUGAAGGCGCACAUCUAUCGCAACUGUCAGGGCCCACAACUGCCACGCGAUAUGCAGUCCUUCUGGGUCGCUUCGGUCACCGACAACAUUUCCGCUGCGCUCGGCUCGCUACGCAACGUCUAUAGCCCAAACUUGAAGGUAUCCCGCCUAAUACUGCUCGCCGGCGCUUCACCACACUACCGCACUGAGUUCAUGGGCGAUGCAACAAUACUCUGCAUAGCAGCGCACGAAGGCAUAGUGCCCAUGGUGAGCUUGCUGCUAGAAUUUGGCGCCGAUGUUAGUCUCACAAACAGCCAAGGCUGCACGCCGCUCAUACUGGCCGCCAUACGCGGACACGCAGACGUCGUGCGCUUGCUUGUCGCCGCCGGCAGCAGUUUGGGCCAGACCGAUACAACGCAACGCUGCGCGCUAGUGCAUGCAGCGCGCACAGGGCGUUUGAACGUGGUCAAAUAUUUAUUGGCCUGUGAUUGGACGCCGCGUCCCAACUCGCACGAUGUAAGCUUGGCCGUAGCGCUGCAGCAAUCCCUCAUUGCUGCGGCAGCACAGGAUCAUAUAACAAUUGUUGAGGAUCUCCUCGAACUUGACGGCAUCGAUGUGAAUCUCAUGGAUGAAGCGUGUGGCGAUCUACCACUAACAGCAGCAGCCCGUAAUGGCUGCAGCGACGCUGUGGCAAUUUUGCUAUCGAAAGGCGCGCGCAUUGACGCACGCAACAAGCAAGACUACACUGCGCUCUGGCUGGCAGUGAAAGAGGGUCACUGGGCAGUCGUCGAAAAGCUGAUACAAAACGGUGCCGACAUCGAUGAACCAGUGACGACGGCACGCAAAACACCGCUCAUGAUUGCCGCAGAAGAGGGACACAUUGAGCUGCUAGAACUGCUAAUAGAUCGCGGCGCUUCUCUUGAGGCGCAAGAUGAGGAGGGCUUCACCGCGCUCUCCUGGGCUUGCCUGCGUGGGCGUCAACCCGCAGCCAAGUGUCUGAUCGAACGUGGCUGCAACCGGAAUCACGCUGACAACAACGGCCGCACGCCACUAGAUCUGGCAGCAUAUCAGGGAUCAGCAGCGCUGGUGCUCUAUCUGCUCGAGCAGGGCGCGAAUAUAGAACACAUCGAUGUGAAUGGCAUGCGACCGCUAGAUCGUUCGAUCGCAUGCCGCAACAUACAAGUGGUACAAGUAUUUCUACGACGCGGCGCCAAACUUGGACCCACCACAUGGAGUAUGGCGAUGGGUAAGCCGGAGAUUUUGGUGGUGCUGCUAAAUAAACUACUAGAGGAUGGCAAUGUUCUCUACCGCAAGAAUCGCUUUCACGAUGCAGCGCAUCGCUAUCAAUAUGCGCUGCGUAAGAUCUCAUGUUUGGAGAAUUUGCUAGAGCGUAGCGCAAUAUUUGCACAGCUGCGCACUAAUCUGUUGCUAAAUCUGUCGCGCUGCAAGCGAAAGUUAAAUGAACUUGACGAAUCUAUCGAUUUAGCCACGCAGGCCAUUGCGCAGAAACCCAGCAGCUAUGAGGGCUACUACGCGCGCUGCAAAUCGCGCAUGGAGUGUGGUGAUUUUCAUGAAGCACUCAUCGAUGCCAAUGAAUCCAUGCAGAAGGCCAUGCAAAGUGGCGUGCCAGCCGAGGUGGUCGAGGUGCUCAAACGUAUACAGGCUGAGCUGUUGGCGCGCACCAGCAGUGAAUCGUUCAAUGGCAGCGGAGGUGUUGUGGGAGUUAUUGGAGCAGGCGCGCGCUCUAGUGCUAAUGCCUACGAGGAGUAUGCGCUCAGUUGCGCUGAUUUAGGGGCCGUCGGCUUGCCAACACAGAACGAGAGUUCCGAUCUGUAGCGCGUACUUUAAGAGACACAUAGAGCAUUUAUUGUUUACUUACAGACUUGAGUGAAUUUUUGAAAAUUUAGUUUUAUUAUUACUAUUUAAGUAUUAUAUCCUUUAAAUUUGAAAUUUUUCGUUUGUUUGUUUUUUUUUAUCGUGCCUUAGUUUAUUUUGCACUGAAUUUCUUUAAAAUGGAGCUAAAGAUUUGGCGGAGCCAGCAUUUCUUAAUACGAAAAUAAUUUUAAAAAUUAAAUUAAUUAACUUUUUAGUUACUGUAGCUGUUUGCAUAUAUAAAUACUAAAUCUACAUUUUAAAUGUCCUGUAUUUAUUUACGUUUGUGCUUUGCUUGCAUUUAUUCUUUAUAUGUUUUUUUUUUUGUAAUUCUACCAAGUUAAACUACUUUAUGGGGUAAAAAGUAAAAAACACUGACUUAUCUUUUCCUUGAACAAUUUAAAACAUAUAAGUAUUCGUGCUACUUUAUAUUCUUCGUUAUGUUAUACUCUUUCCCCAACUCCCUCAAAAAUUUCCAUAAAAUACUUAAGUACAAUAUGUAUGUACUAUAUUAAAAUACUUUCUUUUGAAAUAAAUUCAAAAAUUGUUUAGAAUAAAAAAAAUUAACAAAACUAUUUUCAUCUGCAUGUAAAAAUCA